This is a messenger RNA of Gordionus sp. m RMFG-2023, 2250 nucleotides long. RefSeq lists its product as uncharacterized. The coding region runs from base 163 to 1503 and encodes 446 amino acids. The transcript is spliced from 8 exons. Gene Ontology annotation, cellular component: endoplasmic reticulum membrane. The record is from RefSeq and is a predicted model, not a curated record. Gene Ontology annotation, biological process: lipid droplet organization; lipid storage. NCBI's taxonomy places the organism in Eukaryota, Metazoa, Nematomorpha, Gordioida, Chordodea, Parachordodidae.
AGUGGAUUAAAAUUAUAAACAUAUGAUAUAUAAUUGAAAAUAUUUUACAUAAUUAAAAUAAUUAUUUAAAGCUAUGGCGAUAUGUUCAAACGAGUACACAUAAAUAAAUAUAGCCUCUAAGCUUAUAAGGACACAUUCACACCAUUCCUAUGUAAUUAAAAUAUGUCAUCAUCCAUCAAUUACAUGAUAAAUCAAAGUUUAUAUGUAAUAAAACAUAUAUUUACAUAUUCUUGCAUAGUGGUUUCUAUUAUAUCACUAAUAUUAUGGACCUCUAUAUGGAUAUAUUGGAUGUUUUAUUUUUUCUACAUGCCUAAUAAUGGAUUUUCUUAUCCAAUAUUCUGGAAAUUUAAAUAUGGACUGAAUGGCAAAUUGUUAUCUUUCCCAAGUGCAAACAUAUCGCUUAACAAGCCUUACGCUGCUUGGAAUAAACAAAUCAUGACACCCGACCAUGAAUACAAGAUAGAUUUGGAAUUGGAAUUGCCUGACUCCGACAUUAAUCUCAAUUUGGGAAUGUUUAUGUGCAAUAUUCGAAUGCUUUCCCAAUAUGAUCAAAUUAUCCGAAGCUCUAACCGAUUCGCCACGCCACAUUACCGCUCAAAACUCAUGAGGCUUAUCAGAACGCUAGUGCUCGCUCCGCUCUUUCUCCUUUCCCUCAAGGAGGAAAAACAAACCCUCGUCGUAACACUCAUCGAAACCUUUACCGAUAAUAAGAACGUUCCAGCUUCUAGGGCAUGGAUCGAAAUCGAAAACAACAAAAUCCAAAUAUAUUCAUCCACUUUGAAGAUACAUGCUCAUUAUAGUGGAUUAAGAUAUCUAAUCUACAAUUGGCCCCUAUCAGCCGCAUUUUACGGAAUUUUGAUCAACGUGUUACUCUUAAGCUCAAUACUAUUUUUGUCAUGGUAUCGAUUUAAUCGUCAUGUGAGUCCACCGACUAUUUCUACAUCGAAAUCCUUCUCCACAAAAUACGAUAAAUUUAUCAUGAAAAAUCCAAAAAGCGGUGAUUCGCCCAAAUUAGCUCACCACCCUCAGGUUACCUUCAGCGAAGACAAAGAAAUACCUCGCAAAUCCUUACCCUACGAUGACACCGAAAACUUCAAAAAAUUUGACUCUAUACUUCAAUCCAGAACUAAGGCGCCAAAGGAUUUCAAAACCCGUCCUUACAAAUCCCUGGACCAAUACCUUCAGAAGAUUUACCUAGAUUUUCAGGAAAAACACAAAAAGGCUAUUUUAAACUCCCCGAAACAUUCGAUCGUUUCUCAGAUCGAAAAUUUAUCGAUGAACCAACCCAAAUUCGACAACAAAAAAGAAGAAUUCGACAGCAAAGCGCUUAACGAAUUUAGGACUAAAGGCCUCAAACUUUCAAACGAUUUUUCCUCGGUCGAUCGUUUGAGACGUUCUUUUUCGCACUUGGAUCUGCUUGAUUUAAAUUUAUAUGAUGAAACUACGGAUACCUUCGAAAAUUGUGAAUUAGAAAAUUUAAGAGAGACUAAGAGAAUACUUUAAUUUUAAAAGGUAUCAUUUUGAAAUUAAAAUUUUUUUGUUGUUCGAUUUUUAAGUUUUUAAUUUAAGAUUAAAUGGAAGUUAGAAGAUCAAUUAAUGUAUUAAAAAAUAACUAUCAAAUGUCUUACUGCGGUGUGGCUCAUCUUAAUUUCUCUUUUUAAUCCUCUAGGACACCUUUUUUGUUCUUUUUAUUAAUUUUGACAAUUGCGGCCUCAAUUAGAAAAUACAAAAUAAAAAUAUAUGAGAUGGGUUUAAAAUUUGAAUUUUCAAAUAUCUCUUUUUUCAAUUAUUUCUGUUAAAACUAUUGUUCAUGAUUUAAAGUUUUUGAGCAUAUGCCAAAGAAAUAAGAUAAAUAUUUGAAUAUCAUAAAUCUAGGUUUAUAUAUAAAAAAAAUGAUUGCAUACAACUUAAUAUGAAUUUUGACAAAACGAUUGAUUCAUAACCUGUUUGUUAUGUGAUUUAACAUAAUAUUGCUAAGCUGUGCGAUAAUAUUAAAUAAUUGAACAGCUCAAUUUAAAAAUGAGGUCCACACAUAAAAUAGCUCGAGGAUAUAUGAGUAUAAAAACAAAUAAUGAGGGAAAAAAUGAUAAUUAUAUUUAAUAUAUUUUUUUUUACAAAUGGUGAAUAAAACAUUGAUUUGUCACGCGAAAUAAAAAAAAAACUACUUAAAAUUAUAUAUUAUUUGAAACUGUAUACACAAUUGUUAAAUUUAUACGCCUAAGUAAAAUUAUUCUGCAUAAGCCUAAUUUG